Messenger RNA from Triticum urartu, 1053 nucleotides. RefSeq names its product small heat shock protein, chloroplastic-like. Gene Ontology annotation, biological process: response to heat. NCBI's taxonomy places the organism in Eukaryota, Viridiplantae, Streptophyta, Magnoliopsida, Poales, Poaceae. The record is from RefSeq and is a predicted model, not a curated record.
CUCGCCAUCUCCCACCAGACAAUCACUGCAAUCCGUCGUAUAGCACAUCGGCUUCAGAGUUCCAACGAUCUCCUAGAGACCCUCUCUCGUUUCAAUUCUCGAUCGGCUUCCCGUAGCUCUAUCCGGUGCAAUGGCUGCCGCGAACGCCCCCUUCGCUAUAGUCAGCCGCCUUUCCCCGGCCGCGCGCCUGCCGAUCCGUGCCUGGAGGGCCGCGAGGCCAGCGCCGCUCUCGACCGGCGGGAGAACCCGCCCCCUCUCCGUGGCCUCUGCGGCGCAGGAGAACAGGGACAACUCCGUCGACGUCCAUGUCAGCAGGCAGGACGGCGGCAACCAGCAGGGCAAUGCAGUCCAGCGUCGCCCGCGCCACGCUGGCUUCGACAUCUCCCCGUUCGGGCUGGUGGACCCGAUGUCGCCGAUGAGGACGAUGCGGCAGAUGCUGGACACGAUGGACCGGCUGUUCGACGACGCCGUGGGGUUCCCCACGGCGCGGCGCUCGCCAGCGGCGGCGAGCGAGACGCCGCGGAUGCCGUGGGACAUCAUGGAGGACGAGAAGGAGGUGAAGAUGCGGUUCGACAUGCCCGGGCUGUCGCGGGAGGAGGUGAAGGUGAUGGUGGAGGGCGACGCGCUCGUCAUCCGCGGCGAGCACAAGAAGGAGGCCGGCGAAGGGCAGGGCGAAGGCGGCGACGGGUGGUGGAAGGAGCGCAGCGUGAGCUCCUACGACAUGCGACUGGCUCUGCCGGACGAGUGCGACAAGAGCCAGGUGCGCGCCGAGCUCAAGAACGGCGUGCUGCUCGUGUCCGUGCCCAAGAGGGAGACCGAACGCAAGGUCAUCGACGUGCAGGUCCAGUGAUGAGUUCGUGUGAGACUGUACCCUGCAUCUGAGGCUUUAAGAUUUCAGCUGUCCGAGGUGUGCUCUUUGUAGAGUGUGCCGUUUUUCUCCAAUCCUGUUUUUCUCCAAUCCUCCUUGCGCGCUCGUUGUGCGAAAUUUGUAGUGCUCUAUGUCUCUCCUCUCUCUCUAAUAAUAAAAUAAUAAAGGACAGAUUGAGGCCAGCA